AUGUGCUCACCUCUCUUCCCCCGCAGCGAGUCCCAAACGCGCUCUGGAGUCGCCCAUAACCCGAAUCAUAUUCUUCACCGCCCAGACCAGGCACACCAUCUCCACGUCUCCUCUAUGGAGAUCACCCCACAAGACAACUUCCAUCAUUACUCCACUCACGCCCCGCUUCUAUCCCCGACUUCGCCCCUCAUCUACUCAGGCAUCCCCUAUUUCUCUCACCCUCCAAUCUUCCCUCCCCACUCCACCUCUCAAAAUCUCUUCGACUCAAUAGAUGAAUCCACAGCUUCGCACCCCUUUCGAUCCGAUGGUCCCCGCUUCUCUCGUCUCUACCGCUCACCAUUCAUGACCCCUCUCUAUCUCAUCGUUCAUCGCUUCUCUCCCGCUUCCUCUCUCGAAAUCUCACCCCGCGACCACACGUCUGUCUCUCCAUCCACCUUCAUCGCAUUCGCCCCAUCGGACCGCGGCUCCUCUCGCCCGCGAACUCAUCCAGACUAUCCGCGGGAUUCACUUCGUAUAUCCACACUCACCUCCAAACUAUCUCAGACUCUCACUACCAACCCACACACCACAACAAGUCAAGAGCCAUGGAUCCAGGUCCUUUCCCUUCCCCAACUAGCUCCUACUUCGCACAUACGCCUCCCCCGCCUCACUCCCACUCGUCGCCGCACUUCCUCACAACCCAGUCCUGCAAUCUUCCCGGUCCGAGCGGCUCCCACCCCACUCUCUCAUCCCUCCUCUCGAACAGUCGUGCCUUCUCCACUCCCCUCAUUCCACAGCAUCCUCCGUCCGAGUAAAAGACUCAAGCCCCCUUUCAGCUCCUCUAAACCGCCCCCCCCCUCGGACUCUCCUGCAUCUUAUUCUGAUAUCCAACAGGCCCUCCCGACUACUUCCAUUAUCGUCAGCCCUUACUUCCGGACCUCCCCCCAUCCCCCUCUACGCACAACACUCAACCAACGUUUCCUCACAAAAAAGCCACCAUCUCUUCUCUCCCAUAUUGCUCCGGAGCCCAGCUCUCCCCCCUUACCCGCCUCGUCCUCAGAGCCUGACCCUCUCGCUCUCCUCCUCCGGAGUACUAUUACUCCAAAGCUCACCACGCCCUACAGUCCUUCGCGCAACCUUAACCUGCCAGGAAAAAUCUACGAACGCCCGAACACCAGAAUCCCCUCUCCAAGAACCAGCCCCGCAUACGGCCGUGAGGAGGCCCGAGAGCCGCGGGAGAGCCCCCCUACCACCGCCAACAUGGAGGCGGUCCCGCGGAUGCCCAUGAUCUGGCUGGAUCUGAAAGAGGCAGGGGACUUCCAGCUCAGCCCGUCUGUCAAGCAGUUCAUCCUGAAGAAUUAUGGAGAGAAUCCAGACAACUACAACGAGCAACUGAAGAAACUGGAAUCACUGAGACAGAGUGCAGUGAACGUGACCCGGGACUUUGAAGGAUGCAGUACUCUGAGGAAGUACUUUGGGCAACUGCACUACCUCCAGAGCAGAGUCCCUAUGGGCCCAGGGCAGGAGGCGGCUGUGCCCAUCUCCUGGACAGAGAUCUUUUCUGGUAAAUCUGUGACGCACGAGGACAUCAGCUACGAACAGGCCUGCAUCCUGUACAAUCUGGGGGCCCUGCACUCAAUGCUGGGGGCCAUGGACAACCGGGUCUCAGAGGAGGGGAUGAAAGUGUCCUGCACACACUUCCAGUGCUCGGCCGGAGCCUUCUCGUAUCUGCGCGACCACUUCAGCAACAACUACAGCGUGGACAUGAGUCACCAGAUCCUCAACCUCAACAUCAACCUCAUGUUGGGUCAGGCCCAGGAGUGUCUGUUGGAGAAGUCUAUGCUGGACAACAGGAAGAGCUUCCUGGUGGCUCGCAUCAGCGCUCAGGUGAGAGGGGGUGAGGGGGGCUGUGGGGGUCCGGGUGAUGUGGGGGUGAUGUGGUCAGCUGUGGGGGUCCCGGUGAUGUGGGGGGAUGUGGUCAGCUGUGGGGGUCCGGGUGAUGUGGGGGGGAUGUGGUCAGCUGUGGGGGUCCGGGGGAUGUGGUCAGCUGUGGGGGUCCGGGGGAUGUGGGGGUGA
Messenger RNA from Knipowitschia caucasica, 2055 nucleotides. The record is from the annotation of a GenBank genome assembly. NCBI's taxonomy places the organism in Eukaryota, Metazoa, Chordata, Actinopteri, Gobiiformes, Gobiidae.